This is a messenger RNA of Xenopus laevis (African clawed frog), 4197 nucleotides long. It is a transcript of the gene slf2.L, whose product is annotated as SMC5-SMC6 complex localization factor 2 L homeolog. NCBI's taxonomy places the organism in Eukaryota, Metazoa, Chordata, Amphibia, Anura, Pipidae. The coding region runs from base 329 to 3394 and encodes 1021 amino acids. The transcript is spliced from 21 exons. The record is from RefSeq and is a predicted model, not a curated record.
AUUCUCUCGCGGUUUAAGCGCUAUGAAAGUGGAACAGAGCCCGCAAUGAUAAACAUAAAUGUUUGCCGCUGCGGCGCAUCAAAUCACCGACCUCCCUUCAACGCACUGUACAGUCAUUAAAAAAAAUAAAGCAUAACACACCGCACACACUACAGAGGGUUAAUAUGGGCGUGUCGAGAGGCUCGCGCAUACAGGAAAGCAGGAUGACGUCACUGCUGCCGGGAACUAGCAGGUACCCUGGGAAACAGAGCGCGAGAUUGCAGUCUCGAAAAAAUUGAGCGGGAAGCCUGAUGGAGAAGCGCAUUUGGAGGCUGGAAGCUCCUCAGGGAUGACACGACGGGUGCCUUCUCUGAGCCAGGGUUGUUCCCAGGACAGCGCCCACUCCUUCCCCAGAGAGGGACAGUCCUCAGACAGAAAUCAACAGAUAACAGAUUUCUUUAAACCAUCUCUAAGGACAGAUAGAUGUACGCUUGAACUGUCUCAGAGUGAAGGCAUUGUCAAUGCUAGAUAUGGGAAUAACUUUUCAGGAGAUGGAUCCCUUAAAAAACGUUCUUCGGCUAAAAGACAGAAAAAGCUAUCUGUCCAGUCACCAAGCAAAAGUCCUAUAAUGGAGGCCUUUCUUCGAAAAGGAAUGAAUGAAAAACUUUGCAGUGUAAGCAACUUUCAAGCUAAAUGUGAGAAAUGUGGCACAAGCUUACUUCCAAUGGUAGUCGUUCAGAAGCUAAGCUUAUAUGCCAACCUAAAUGUUUAUGUAGAAGACAAAGAAGAAACCUGGCAACAAGUAAAAAGUGCAGAGACAAAAGGUACCAAGUAUCACUGUGUCAGUGUCAAGGUUAGCAGCCCAUUUAAAAUAAACAAAAGCUUUAGUGAUGUUUGCUAUAUGCCACGUCCCAAUCCAGAAACAUGGCCAGCUCAAAAAGAGAGAGCCUCAGUAGCUUCCAAGUGUCAGUUAGUGCAAGAUAAGCACUGGAAAAGAAGAGAAGUGAAGAAAGAGGUGAAGCAAGCUAAUCAGCAAAGAUUUAGCCCAGUCUCGGUGUCAGAUUUGUCAUUUCAGCUGAAAGGAUCAAGUCACAGGUUGACUUCUGCAAUAAAACAUGAUUGUGAUAAGCCGCUGUCUGAGGGAGAAUCUAGUAACGUGUAUAAACGCCAUGUUAGUAAACGCAGGUUGUAUUUACUCAAUGAUCCAAAUACUGAGAGCACUUGUGGCCUUGAAAUGAGGGAUUUGGAAAAUAAAUUGGAGCCGUUUAGCCACUCUUUUUCUUUCAAUUCACAUGAGCAAAGUAUUAGCUGUCCAGGGGAUGAAGUUAGCAAACCUAAAGCACCAUUUUUUACAUCAGAAACUAAAGGAUUUCAAGCCAGGUGUUUUUCCCAGGGGCAUGAAGGAUCACUCUUUCAAGACCAGGGCAAAGAGAAUGUUUUUUUCAUUAACAGAAAAGAUCCAUGUUUGUUAGCCAAGGAAAAUGAAAGCAUACAGUCAACUUCUCAGUCUAUUGGCUCCAACGGCUCAAAAGAGUGUGAAGAUGUGGAGACUGAGUCGCUCCCAUCUCUGGAGCUAUCUAGCAACAGUUCUAUAUCUGAAUCUGAUCAUUCAGAUUCAUUUGAGAACUUCUCUUCCACAAAAAGACCAAAGAGGGUAAAAAAAAAAGUUCGGAAAAGAAACUCAAGCAGUGAUGAAGAUGCUUUAAUGCCACUGGAGGAAAUUUUUAGAACAAAAUCAAAGACUUUGCCUUCGACCCCACAGCAUCCUCUUCCUACUACAUCAACAGUUUCUUCACCCCUGACUCCUUUUCAGAACAAAAAUUUUAUUGCUGCAACUCCUGAACAAUAUGCCAACAGCUUGACAAGACUUGUAAAGGAAAAGAAGGAAAGUGAAAGGAUAGGAGAAAUAGAGAAAAAACUACAAGAGGAAAUUGAAAAAGGACAAGGUAUGCUGUUCUUGCAUACUGAAUGUGACACCGAUGAAGGAGACAUUGAAGAUGAGCACAGGGAAUUUGUGCAGAAGUAUUCUAUAGACCUUAAUGGUAUUCCAGAUCAACCUCCCGGUGAAGAAAUAUUCCAUUUAGACGAAUCAGGUCUAAUCUUCAACCACCAUACACUUGACUUGAGGAAUUCAGAAUAUUGUAUCCAAAGCUCAGAGGAAAAUCUUAUAUUUUGUUGUGAAGCAGAAAACCAACUUAUGCUGGCAACUGAAGGAUUCCUGAGCUUUUUGUAUCAGUUUAAGACAUGCCCUGUUGUUCUAAUGAAAUGGAUGUUUCAGAUUGUUGCUGCACAUCCUUCUUACCCCAUCAGCAUUAAAAUACUCAAUACCUUGAUAAAAAUCACAAAUAAUAAUCUUUCAAAUUCAGGGCAAAAUAAAACUCCAUGGAUGCCAUCUUUGUUGGAUGUGGCUACUGUCUUCUUGAAUAUGGGCGUGAAUUUCCAAACGUUGUUUCCUCUUCCACACCUUCAGCCUCUGUUCUGCUGUGAUGAUCUUGUACCUGCUAUACAGGUAUCCCUAAGACUAGAUAAAAACUCAAAUGGGCCAGCACAAGCUUUCACUGUAGUUCCUGAAAUGCAGAUGACGAAUGUGAUCAAGUUUUUAGGGUAUUGUACAGCUGUGUGCCCUGAAAUCUUCAGCGACCAGGACACCUUACUCCUCGUAGUGCUGCUCUUAAAAAUCUAUUUGGAAAAACAACUGAGAGAUAGUCCUGUUGUGGAUUUGCAUGUCCUUGUGGGAAACCUGCUUCAUAACUUCAGAGACUGGGAGAUCAAGAUGCCAGAAUUAUCCUUGGCUUUAAGUGAGAUUUCCGCACACCACCAUAAUUAUGUGAGGAUUGUACAGGUCCUUCCUACAACAGAGUCGCGUGGAAGACAGUUGAGAGGGCACCUCAGUUUGGUUUUUAUAGCAAAGCUCCUGGGCGAAAACUAUCCAAACACACCACUUGAUUAUAGUUCACAGAUGUCACUUCUCUGCCAGUGUUUGAGUAAAAUGAAGCCGUCUGCCUUAAUCCGGAAAAUGCAAAGCAACAACGAAGAGAGUGCACAACUAAAUCUAGAUCAAGAGGCCUAUUACUUAACCUUCAGUUUACUGACUUUGGUGAAUGCUGCCAGUUCCUCUGAUGAGAGUGUUUCUGUUCAGAGAACCUUCUUGUUAAAACUGUGUGCUGCACUAGAAAAACAUAUUAAGUGUGAUAUCCGUGAGGAUGCAAGAUACUACUACAAAACUAAGGUGAAGGAUUUAGUUGCCAGAAUAUAUGGAAAAUGGCAAGAAAUACUGCAUUGCUCUCGACCUCACCAGGGGAAGAUCCAUGAUUAUUGGGAGCCGUUCCAUGACCAGUCCAGUCCAGGAAGUUCACAAGAAGAAUGUGCGAAUAACCCUCUCCAGAUGGAAAAACUUUGCAAUGGCACUGCCUAGGGCAGAGACAGACGCAAAGAUUGGAAAAGCCGAAUCUAAAUCGCCGGUGGGAUGGCACUCAGAGCGCUUCAGACUCUUCGGGCGACUUCUGAAAACGAAGCACUCCGAGUGCGAUUUAGAUUGGAGCCGUCCAGAACAAUUCGGGCAGAUUAGUCGCCUGAAGAAUAGGCAAUUAGUCGUCGGGUGACUGAAUCUUCCCGUGUGUCUCUGCCCUUAAGCUCCUGUAGAAGUUAUUCUAGUGUUUGAGUGGUGUAACUAUGGGGAUAUUUUUACUGUCUUUAGUGGGACUUUAAUUGAUAAAGCUGCCAUUCUCAAAAACUAUAAAAGAAAAAAAAAUAAGCCAAUUUGUGAAAGAAUUUUUGAGAACACACUAAAGUGUCAGUUGCCCUUUAAGGACUGGGCCUUGACUGAUCUUAAAUCUUUAAAAAUGCAGUUAAAAACCUUCUGCAGGAAGGCAGCAUCUCAUGCAUUAAUGGUCAUCCUGCAGACCCCCCACCCCUCACAGAAUGGGGUCUCUUAACUAUACCAGGACCCGUCCAAGUCUUGUCACAAUGCCUUUCAUUCCCAAUCAUUUCCUUUUUUGUAAAGUAACCAGUCGAGUGCUCUCACAUUAUAACAUUAUCCGGUUUUGCCUGGAAGCAUUUAUUUACAAGGCUCCCAUAUAAAGGAUAAAAUAUUUUAAGUCGUUUAUAUUUUGAGGUUGUUCAUGGGGACAUUGUUGUAACACGCACUUUAAUAUAUACCUCAUUUUGUAUUUUAUUUUUCUAUUAGAAAAUGUUUAUUAAAAUACUACUUUUCCCUUU